GGGGACGGGGUUGGGCGGGACCGGGAAGCGAGGCGGAGGUGUGGGGCUCGGUCUCCUCCUGCGGCUACUUAAGCGGUUCGUGGACACUGCUUUCCGUUUCCUUUCCUCUCCCCUGUCUUGUCAGUGAGAUUUCCUUGAUCCUUGUUAUUACAGAACAACACUGGAUUGUGUGGUCCCUCCACCCUUACCUCUAUUUCAUGGCAGUGGGAGACACUCUGACUGAAGGGCUUGGGAGAGUUUUUGGUCAGAAGUCACAAGCAGUAGGGCUUUACCUCCUUUUGGCAACUUUGUGUCCUGAUGCACAGUUGGCUCUCCAUAUCUGGCUAAAGCCAUUUUUUCGGUUGUCUUGGGCAGAAAAGUGAAAAGAAAAUGCUCCACUUUAACCGAUGUCAGCAUCUGAAAAAGAUAACACAAAAAUGUUUUUCUAGAAUACAUGUUAAAACGGAUAAACAUGCACAUCGAUUUCUUUCAAGAACCUUUGCACUUGCGGAAUUAAGGAAGUCAUGGUAUUCAACUCACUCUCUUGUUGGAGACAAAAAUAUUAUCCUAAUGGGACCUCCUGGUGCUGGGAAAACAACAGUAGGCAGAAUAAUAGGUCAUAAACUAGGUUGUUGUGUCAUAGAUGUGGAUGAUGAUAUCCUUGAAAAAACCUGGAAUAUGAGUGUUUCUGAAAAAUUACAGGAUGUUGGUAAUGAGCAAUUUUUAGAAGAGGAAGGAAAAGCUGUGUUAAACUUCUCUGCAUCUGGAAGUGUGAUUUCCCUUACUGGGUCCAAUCCAAUGCAUGAUGCUAGCAUGUGGCAUCUGAAGAAAAAUGGGAUAAUUGUAUACCUGGAUGUACCUCUAAUAGAUAUAAUUCAUCGUCUAGAAUUAAUGAAGAUAGGUAGGAUUGUAGGUCAGAAUUCUGGAACAUCUAUGAAAGACUUACUUAAAUUUAGAAGACAAUAUUAUAAGAAAUGGUAUGAUGCUCGUGUUGUCUGUGAAAGUGGGGCUUCCCCAGAGGAGGUAGCUGACAAAGUGCUCAAUGCAAUUAAAAGAUACCAAGAUGUGGACUCAGAAACAUUCAUUUCAACAAGACACGUUUGGCCUAAAGACUGUGAACAGAAGGUUUCAGCAAAAUUCUUCAGUGAAGCUGUGAUUGAGGGGUUGGCUUCGGAUGGUGGACUCUUUGUUCCUGCGAAGGAGUUUCCAAAAUUAAGCUGUGGGGAGUGGAAAAGUCUAGUAGGAGCAACCUACAUAGAAAGAGCACAGAUACUGUUGGAAAGGUGUAUCCAUCCUGCAGACAUACCUGCUGCCAGGUUGGGAGAAAUGAUUGAAACUGCUUAUGGGGAAAACUUUGCCUGCUCAAAAAUUGCUCCUGUCAGGCACCUUUCAGGCAACCAGUUCAUCCUGGAGUUGUUUCAUGGACCAACCGGAUCAUUUAAAGAUUUGUCUUUACAGCUUAUGCCUCAUAUUUUUGCGCACUGUAUCCCUUCAAGUUGCAAUUAUAUGAUACUUGUAGCUACUUCAGGAGACACAGGGAGUGCAGUCUUAAAUGGUUUUAGUCGUCUUAAUAAGAAUAAGCAAAGGAUAGCUGUGGUCACAUUUUUUCCUGAGAAUGGAGUAAGUGAUUUUCAAAAAGCACAAAUAAUCAACAGUCAGAGAGAAAAUGGAUGGGCAGUAGGUGUUGAGUCAGAUUUUGAUUUUUGCCAGACAGCUAUAAAAAGAAUUUUUAACGAUUCUGAUUAUACUGGCUUUCUUACUGUGGAAUAUGGAACAAUCUUAAGUUCAGCUAAUUCCAUAAACUGGGGCCGACUCCUUCCGCAGGUAGUUUAUCAUGCUUCUGCAUAUCUUGACCUUGUCAGUCAAGGAUUUAUUUCUUUCGGAAGCCCAGUCGAUGUCUGUGUUCCCACAGGAAACUUUGGCAACAUAUUAGCAGCAGUGUAUGCCAAAAUGAUGGGAAUCCCGAUUCGGAAAUUUAUCUGUGCCUCUAAUCAGAACCGUGUUUUGACUGAUUUUAUAAAAACAGGACAUUAUGAUCUAAGAGAAAGAAAAUUGGCACAGACCUUUUCACCAUCAAUAGAUAUUCUCAAAUCUUCAAACCUAGAACGACAUUUAUACUUGAUGGCUAAUAAAGAUGGACAACUAAUGACAAAAUUAUUUUAUCAAUUAGAAAAUCAGCAUCACUUCCAGUUAGAAAAGGUUCUAGUUGAGAAAAUUCAGCAAGAUUUUGUAGCUGACUGGUGCUCGGAGGGAGAGUGCCUAGCAGCUAUUAACUCCACCUAUAAUAGUUCAGGGUAUAUUUUGGAUCCACACACUGCUGUUGCAAAAGUGGUUGCAGACAGGGUGCAAGACAAAACUUGCCCAGUGAUUAUCUCAUCUACAGCUCAUUACUCAAAGUUUGCACCUGCUAUCAUGCAGGCUUUAAAGAUUAAAGAAAUCAAUGAGACUUCAUCAAGUCAGCUCUAUUUACUGGGUUCAUACAAUGCAUUACCUCCACUUCAUGAGGCUUUAUUAGAGAGAACAAAACAGCAAGAGAAGAUGGAGUACCAGGUUUGUGCAGCUGAUGUGAAUAUCUUGAAGAGUCAUGUAGAGAAACUUAUCCAAAAUCAAUUCAUGUAAAAGUUUCCUGAGUAAAAAUUUUUUUUUUCUGGCUACAAGCAUGCAAUAAUAAAUCUCAAACGCUGAUUUGGAGUACA
Sapajus apella (tufted capuchin) is the source of this 2675-nucleotide messenger RNA. It is a transcript of the gene THNSL1, whose product is annotated as threonine synthase like 1. The coding region runs from base 370 to 2598 and encodes 742 amino acids. Lineage: Eukaryota; Metazoa; Chordata; Mammalia; Primates; Cebidae. Gene Ontology annotation, cellular component: cytoplasm. The record is from RefSeq and is a predicted model, not a curated record. The transcript has 3 exons.